GAGAAGAUACACAAACGGAAGACAGCAGGUACUUGAGUAGGUACAAACACCACCAUGGGACCCCGCCCGAUAUCGCUGCCAGUUUCAGUCUUCUCCAAGGUACCAAAUUGUAUCGUUCGGGAUUUGGCGGGGUUCUUUUUCUAACUUCAUGUUUCUGAUUACUGUGCACCACCGACAAUACCGAUAAUUCCCCCAAUUCCCCCGUAUCGGGAGAUACACGCACUAUAAACGCUAUAAACGCUAUAAAGACGCGCAUCAACAACCUACAAUUAUCUCUACGACCUCACUUCCAUCCGUCCUGCACUUCCUACGCUACUACGCUACUACUAUCGAGCCGUUGAUACCCUCCUCCUCAUCCCUCCUCAACAAACACCAAGACCGACACCCCGCCAUUGCACUCAUAUCCGUCCAAGAUUCUUCCAUUGAACCGCCUCACGACCACCCCCAGCUCACCCCCCAGCCGUUAAUGCGAACCUCAAAACCCUAAUCACAACGGCUGAGGAGUAUACGGACUUGAUCUGAAUACUCCUUGCGUCUGGAAUCCACCCCAUCCCACGAGACCACCCAACUACGCCUCAAACGACCACCAUCUACAACCUAUAACAACCACCACCCUCCUCUACAAACCCCAAGACCCUCCGCGGUCAUGCUUCCUCCAGUCCCCGUCCUCAGCGAUUACGGAAUCUCGCCCGAAAAUGGCUUCCUCCCUGAUCGUCUGCCGCUGCAGCACCUGCCCGACCCCUACUAUAACAAGUGGGAGUCCAUCGUGGCCAACCUGCAGGCUCUCCUCUUGAGCAAGCGCCUCCGCGGCAUCAUUCACGAUCUCCCUGUCCUCACUACCACCGGUCUGGAAGAUGAAUCCGAGUGGCAGCGGGCAUACAUGAUGCUGGCCUUUAUGGCACAUGGCUAUAUCUGGGGUGGUGAAACACCUUCAGAGCGAGUCCCGCCAUCAAUCUCCAUCCCCCUCCUCGCAGUAGCCAAGCACCUCGACAUCCCCCCCGUCGCCACCUACGCCGCCGUCGUCCUGUGGAACUUCAAACCCCUCUUCAACAGCGAGCCGAUCGAGAACCUCGAGAACCUCUCCACCCUCCUCACCUUCACCGGCUCCCUCGACGAAUCCUGGUUCUACCUCACCUCCGUCGCCAUCGAAGCCCGCGGCGGCCCCAUCGUCCCCUUGAUGAUCUCUGCCAUGACCGCCGCCCGCGAAAAAGACGCGCCCUACGUAACCGCCUGCCUCCGCUCCUUCGCAUCCCGCCUCGACGACCUCAGCGUCCUCCUAGUCCGCAUGCACGAGAACUGCGACCCACACGUCUUCUACCACCACAUCCGCCCCUUCCUCGCCGGUUCCCAGAACAUGGCCGAAGCCGGCCUCCCCAACGGCGUCAUCUACGACACUGGCUCGGGAACCGACACCUACAGCCAGUUCAGCGGCGGCAGUAACGCGCAGAGCUCGCUGAUCCAGUUCUUCGACAUCGUCCUCGGCAUCCAGCAUCGUCCCACGGGCCAGAAAUUCGAUAAAGCGCACUCGGACCAGGAGGGCACCGCGCCUCCGCCAAAACACAAUUUCAUCCACGACAUGCGCCGCUACAUGCCCGGCGCGCACCGUCGCUUCCUCGCUGACGUCUCGCUCUGCGCUAACAUCCGCGAUUUCGUCGAGAGCCGCAAGGUGGACACGGAGCUGACGGGGGCGUAUGAUUUGUGUCUUGCUCGUCUCCAGAAUUUCAGGGACAAGCAUAUCGCCAUCGUCGCCCGCUACGUCGUCAUGAAGUCCCGUGAGACUCCGCCCUGGACGCGCGAUGAGAGCAACAAGCACCGCCAGAACCUCGCCCUGUCAUCCUCCUCCAACAACCAGGAUGGCAAGAAACUCCGCGGAACCGGCGGAACGGCUCUAAUGCCCUUCCUCAAGCAGGCGCGCGAUGAGACGGUGGAGCCGGCGAUUACGCCGUGGAAGAAGACGAUGGGUGGGGGCUUUGGGAAGUUGAAGGGAGUGCCUGUUGUGGCGCCGCCGGUGACGGACGAGAAGCUCGAGAAGACGAGGAGUGUGCCGGAUUUGGAUUUGCAGGUUAAUGGGCUUGCUGGGUCGUGGGCGGCGGAUGUGGAGACGGAUGGGGUGGGGGGUGGGGGUUUGUGCCACUAUUAAAAUAGACAGGCAGGCGGAGAGACAAAACAGAUGGACAGAUGGGGGAAAAUCCUGGAUCUUUUGUUGGGAAAAGAGAAAAGGGUCGCUGUUGAGGUUUUGGAGGGGAGGGAAAAUAAGUCACAUGGGGGGUUUUUCGUUACGUCGAUAAGGAGGGCGGAAUUUUGUUAGCAACGAAUUUGCGGUUUUUGUUUUGGGUUGUUCGGAUAGGAUAGCAGGACCAUGGAGAUAGUCAUGCUUCUAUAUAGAUGUUGCGGCGACGCACAUAGUUGGAUCGAGGGGUGGAUGACACUCAGCUCAACUCUGUGGUUUCCAUCGGAUCGAUGCGAUGGUAGUAUAUGAAAUUUGGAUGAGAAAUGAUGAGCAUAUACCUACUUCUACUGCGUUUAAUGAUUGUACACCUACUCAGCGCCAAUUGAUAUUCCUCGAUACGACCAUAAGACUAUGGGCUUUGAACGAUCAAUUCCGCCAACCUGCCUUACCAGUCAUUGCAGAAAAUUUGAAAAACUAUCAUCACACGCAGCGGUCAAGACGCCCAGCCCAUCAAUCAACCCCACGGACCGCCUUGCCGGGGUCAUCUCACAAUCCCCAACACACCCAUUCGGCAGUUCCGCCCUCCACCCCGCUGCGAUGCACUGCGUUCCUGCACAUCUAAACUCAACCCCCCAACCAGCUAACUCCAUAUCCACAUCCCUCGCAGCGCACAUAUACCCGGGGAGUCGCGGGCCCAGCACCAUCGGAAAACUCUUACCGCCGCUAUCCCG
Pseudogymnoascus verrucosus is the source of this 2901-nucleotide messenger RNA. RefSeq lists its product as uncharacterized. Gene Ontology annotation, cellular component: cytoplasm. The transcript has 2 exons. Gene Ontology annotation, molecular function: metal ion binding; indoleamine 2,3-dioxygenase activity; heme binding. NCBI's taxonomy places the organism in Eukaryota, Fungi, Ascomycota, Leotiomycetes, Thelebolales, Thelebolaceae. Gene Ontology annotation, biological process: 'de novo' NAD+ biosynthetic process from L-tryptophan. The record is from RefSeq and is a predicted model, not a curated record. The coding region runs from base 647 to 2140 and encodes 497 amino acids.